AUGUCCAACUACAAAUGGGAGCUUGGUAUGUAUUUCACUUCCAAGAGUGACAUUAAGGAUGCAGUGAUAUCAUAUGCUGUGCAGAAUGGUAGAGAUCUGAUGUUCAUAAAGAAUGACAAGAAAAGAGUAAGGGUAAGAUGUAAGGAUGGCUGUCAGUGGGAGCUCUAUUAUAGCAAGUUACCAGAUGAGGAUUCUUGGCAAGUAAGAAAGAUAAUUGAUGAACAUAAUUGUAGUAGGGAGUACAAUGUGAAGUUGCUAUCUACAAAGUGGUUGAGUAAGAGAAUUCAGAACUCAUUGAAAAACAAUCAUAGGUUGAAGGUUAAGGAUAUAAAAGAAAAGGCUUUGAGAAAAUGGAAUGUGGGGAUAAACAAGACCAAGGCAAUAAGAGCAAGAGUGGCUGCCAGGGAUAAGGUUGAUGGGUCAUUUUUGGGGGAUUACAAUAGGAUAUAUGACUAUUGUCAUGAAUUGUUGAAAGCAAAUCCAGGAUCUACAAUUAAGAUGAUUGUGGACCCUGUUCCUGAAGGUGUUGAUGACCAAAGACCAUAUUUUAAAAGGCUAUACAUUUGUUAUGCAGCUUCUAUAGGAAGGGAUCCUAAUGAUCAAAUGCUUCCUAUAGCAUAUGCUGUGGUGGAAAGUGAAAAUAAGGAUAGCUGGACUUGGUUUUUGGAGUUGUUGAUUGCUGACUUAGGAGGUGCUAAUGAGUGUUUAACCUACACUUUCAUUUCAGACCAACAAAAGGGGCUAUUACCUGCAAUGGAUGAGUUGUUGCCCAAUGUGGAACAAAGAUUUUGUGUUAGACACUUGUACAAUAAUUUUAGGAAAAGAUUUCCUGGAAAGAUGUUGAGGGAAGUUAUCUGGAAGGCAACAAAGUCAACAUAUGCUCAAGCUUGGGAAAGAGAGAUGAAAAGAAUGAGACUGGCCAAUGAAGAAGCAUAUCUCCAUAUGAUGAAGACUCCACCAAGGUUUUGGAGUAAAUCCUAUUUUAGGACAACCAACAAAUGUGAUGCUGUGCUCAACAACAUGUCUGAGUCAUUUAAUAGUGUAAUUCUUAACUCUAGAGGAAAACCACUUGUGACAAUGCUUGAAGAGAUCAGAACUUACCUCAUGGAGAGAUGGGCAAAAAACAGAAUGAGGUUCCAAGAUGUAUCUGGUAAUGAGAUUUUACCCAACAUUAGAAAGAAACUGGAAAUAACUAGCAAUUUUACCAACAUGUGGCUUGUAAGAAUGGAAGAUGAGCAUAUAUUUGAAGUGAGGCAUUUUGAAAACCCAGCUGAGACAUUCAGUGUGAAUCUGAAGGAUUUGCGCUGCUCAUGUAGAAGAUGGGAGCUAACAGGUCUCCCUUGUAUCCAUGCAAUGGCAUCCAUGAAGAGUAGGAAUUUUAAGGUUGAUGAUUACAUUCCUGACUACUAUAGGGUUUCUGCUUACAAGGCAGUAUACAAGCAUGUUCUCUAUCCGGUGAAUGGGUCUAAUUUGUGGGUCAGGACUCCAUAUCCAGAUGUUCAGCCACCUAAGUAUAGGAAGAUGCCUGGUAGACCAAAGAAGAGAAGAAAUCUUGAGCAAGGAGAGAUUGAUGGGAGUGACAAAAAGAUGAGAAGGACAGGUUUUAUUAUUAAGUGUUCUAGGUGCAAGAAGGUUGGCCAUAACAAGUUAACUUGCAAGGUGACACCACCAGCUCAGCCAAGUCAAGCAACAGUUAUUGAUGCAUCUCAGCCAAGUCAAGCAACAGUUACAAAUACAAGUCAGCCAAGUCAAGCAACAGUUACUAAUACAAGUCAGCCAACUAGUACCCAGGUGCCUACAACUCAGUCCUCAUCAUCUACACAGGCUUACAUGAGUGCAACACAAUCUUCUAGAGGAAAGCAAGUGAAAGGACAAUGUUCAAGGGGAAAUGCAGGUAACAACCAAUCUUCAAAAGUGGAUGGGAAGUUACAAAAGCUUGGUGUACGAAGGCCACUUGUAGCCCCAGGACUAACAACAAGAUUAUCUGCAGCAAAGAAUGUGAUUGGACCUACAACUAGAAGGACUACCCCAACAAAGAGGCUCCCAUCAAAGAAAAUUACUUAG
Molecule: messenger RNA, 2064 nt
Organism: Vicia villosa (hairy vetch)
Lineage: Eukaryota; Viridiplantae; Streptophyta; Magnoliopsida; Fabales; Fabaceae
Exons: 4
Coding region: 1-2064 (687 amino acids)
Molecular function (GO): zinc ion binding
Source: RefSeq, a predicted model, not a curated record